AGGAGGUACAUUACAGUACCUAAGUCCAAGUUACGCGUGCACGAGUGUUUAAAAGUUUUAAACGCUACUUUAUACGUCUAUACAAGCUCAUCACAAGUGUUGCAUUGUAGUAACAAGGAUUCACCUGCACACACUGUAGUGGAAAGAAUUCCACUUAAACCUGAAAGGGAAGAUAUGGCCACCUCAAAUACAUCAUCAGGGAAUGAGGAACUCGGCAAAGAUUUAAGUGAGGAAACUGUAACCUCAGAACAGACAUCAUCUAAACAAAGAAAACUAGAAGCGUUAAAAGAACUGUGUCAAGAUACUGAGUUAGAUCAGGAUGUAAACAGCAUUGCCUGCAGGCAAAAUGUCAAUAAAGGUACUCCUUUAGAAGAUGAUGAAGUGCGAUGGCUUAUUGUUGGAGUAUGUUUACACAAAAUUAUCUCCCCUACUUUGAGAAAGUAUGUUCCUCAAACCAUGCAGAGACUAUAUGCAAACUUGAAGCUUUCAGACAGCAUUGACACACAGACCUUUGCACAUUACCUCCGGAGAUACACUCCAACAAAUAAAGAAUUAAACUAUGAAGCUGUCAACAACAAUUCUACCAUUCCAAAGAUACGAGGUAGACGAGACAUACAGAAAUAUGAUUACAGAGUACAUAAUGAGGUGGACCUCUCUAAGCUUUUCUUGCAGACCCACAUGGCACAGUACACAGGUUUUGAUGACACAUGUGAUUCCUCAUCCCUUCUUGGCAUUAUUAUAAAUGUUGACACAUUUCCUCCUGCUUUACGUUUUGCGGUCGAGACGGUUCGUAAAGAUAUUCGCAAUGAAUGGGCCCACUGCAACUUUUCGCAGUGGGAUAUGCACAAAUUUCAAACCUCGUUCGUUCAAAUGAAAGACAUGAUUGGAUGUCUGAAUCUAUCGGCACAAGAAGAAAGAGACAUUCUUCAACUGAUAGACACAUGGGAAAACAAUGGUUUAGACAUUCUACACGGUGCUGUUGGAUUCAGUGUGUUGAAAGAAUUGAAGAAAGAAACAAAAUCACUCGCCGAAUAUUGCCAAAGCAAAAUCAGAACAUCAGAUGAAAAUUUCAAAAAAAUACUGCAGUCUCUUACAAACAUGCUCACAGAGUUAGAAAAUAUUAAAACACGACUGUCAGCUGUAGAAAAUAAAAUUGAUGUUUUGUGUAAACAUCAGGACUCAAACAAAGGAACUAAUUAUUUUACGGCACCAAAUAGAAUAGAAGUGUUUGUUGGUCGUGAAAAUGAGCUUAAACAGCUGGAAGGAAAUUUCAGUGCUGCUGCUAACCAUCCGUGCAUUCAAGCCAUAUCUGGCCUGGGAGGAAUGGGAAAGACAUCUUUGGCUACAGAAUAUUCUUGGAAGUACCGCGAACAAUAUCCUGGUGGAGUGUUCUGGCUAUCAAUCGAAAGCGAUGACACAAUGCUCGAUUCUUUUAAGCUACUCGCAAGUGGUGUUCGUUUACAGUACACAGAUGCAAACCAUGCGAUGCGAGAAUUUCUGCAAUGGUUGUCAAAAAGGUCAGAUAGAUGGUUGAUAGUAGCGGAUAAUCUUGAUAGUGAUGAACUUACCGAAACAAUGGAAGAAUUUCUGUUCGGGUUUUGGAAAAGGAACACAGAAGGGCACCUGUUAAUAACAACUAGACGAGAAGGCAGAAGUGCAAAAGAAACAUUAAAAGUGAAUUUUUAUCUUUGCCUGGACAAGCUAACGACACCCCAAAGCAUAUACUUUUUAAAAACUCGCUCGGCUACUGAUACAGCUCCAGAUGAUAAAGCGCUAUGUGCACUGGUGAAAGAACUUGAUGGACUGCCAUUAGCUCUGGAACAAGCUGCUGCACACGUAAAAUGUCUUCAGUGUACCUUCCAAGAAUACUGGAACGAAUUUAAGACGGAGCGUUUACGUUUGUUAAAAUCUGUCGACCACAAAUCACAUGUCAAAAUGUCGAGAGAACGUCUGGCAGUACAAACAACUUGGAACAUGAAUUUUGAUUACAUUAAGAGGCAGUCUGAAAAAGAAGGACUUGGAACAGCAGCCGUCACCGUAAUGGAAAUAUUUGCACUGCUACCUGCAGAUUGUAUUUCGUUAGAAAUCCUCAACAGUAAUGGGCUGGCAAAAAGAAGUACUGUUGACGGUGACAAGCGGAUUGAAAAGGAUUUAUAUCGUUCAUUGAAUAGUAAAUUAAGAAAACGACAAGUUUUAGAGAUUCUAAGAAGAUUCUCAGUUGUUAAAGUUACUGACGCAAGUACAGUCAUAAUGCAUCGUUUAGUACAGAAUAUAUUACAAGAUGGAAUGACACCAUCACACCGAGACAGUAUCAAGAGAUUUAUCACUACACUGCUUCAAGAAAUGGCUCGGAGAUUCUCUAUGUGGCCUAACUGGAGUGAACAGAUUUGUUAUUUCUUGUUACGCGUAAAUCAUGAGCAUAUUUACUAAUUAUCGCCUUGAAUGCAUACAAACUGUCUCAGUAUACAGAGGCUAGAAACUGUUUUACUUUUGCCUAACUAUUUAUGUUUGAUUACUAUGUGUAUCAUACAUAUUUCUACUUCAAAUUUCGAGAUACCGAAUGUUUCUCAUUCUGCAGCAUGAUCGUUAAUCAAUAUAAAACAAGCUGAUUUGCUACUUUUAUGUGACAUAAUAUGUAAGUGCAUUUAUUUCAUCCGACUGUAGAACAGAUCAAGACCGGCCAUCAGGGACCAAGUGGUUAUGGCUGCUAAAUUCAAAUUGCUUCUGCCUCGCAGUUCUCAGUUCCAGGCUUGCAAGUGGUGUAUUAUUUCUUGAAAUAAUGACCAUAGGAGGUACAGAAAUAGAAAUUCAAGGAAUACUGAUUGAGUUUUAUCAUCUUACUUUUUACUUAAAAAUUGAGACAGUCAGAGAAUGAAAAUAUUAAACAUGCAGUACCAUGAUAAACUUGGUGUUAUUGAAAUAAACAGCAACUGAAUCCCAGUUUUUAUAAACUGUGGAAAAACAUUCGACUAUUCUAAAAAGGCCUCAUCGGUAUAUUGCAAGUGCAAAAAUUGUAUUUCAUUCUUACAAUUCGUACUCAAGUAUUCUGAUAUUCACUUACUAUUUAAGCAUGGCUGUUGUCACAUGUGCAAGUUAUUUCAGUAUGGAAGACACUAAAAUUACACUUUACAGCACUACUGGAUCCGGGGUUUCAUGUUUUUACACCACCACUGGACCUUUUAUAUUAUGUCCAGUCACCUACGUGAAUUUCAGCUUAACCUUUUUAUCUUUGAAAAACUAGUCAAUUCAUUCAUCUUUUUAACAGUGUAAUUAUGUGUAAUGGAUAUUCAAUAUUCUUUUCAGAUGACAACCGAAUCUUUCUAUGUAUAUUUGAAUAAAUCUAAUCUGAAUGUGAAUUUCAUGAGCUGUAAUCAUGCUUCAUUCAGCACAGGAAAUAGCAGCUUAA
Mercenaria mercenaria is the source of this 3406-nucleotide messenger RNA. RefSeq lists its product as uncharacterized. NCBI's taxonomy places the organism in Eukaryota, Metazoa, Mollusca, Bivalvia, Venerida, Veneridae. The record is from RefSeq and is a predicted model, not a curated record. Gene Ontology annotation, molecular function: ADP binding. The transcript has 5 exons. The coding region runs from base 175 to 2430 and encodes 751 amino acids.